ACAAGAAUGUCAAAAGUCAGGGGUCAGUCCAGUUCAGUCCAGUCCAUGGAAUAAAAUGUCAUCGAUUAAUAUAAUCUAAUAUCUCUCAACAUCAUGACGACCAAAUCCAGUCCAGAUUUUCGAUUCAUUUCAGCAAGGGAACAAUUUGUUUGACCUUCCUCCAUCUCUGUUCUCUUAGAUUUCAUCAUCUACCAGAAUCCUAGCUUCAGAAACUAUAUUACCAGCUCUAGAAAACCCUUCAACAACCAAGAAAACAACAAACAACAAUCCCCUAAGUUCUUCACGAUCCCCGUUUGACUUGUAAUAAAGGAUAGCUGUUGAUGUUGAUGGGGAAGAAACAAGAACAUUAGCUGAAGAGUUCUGCUAAAAGUCGUCCGUCUAUCAAAAGCUCCUGCAUUUUUUUCCCUUCUUUUAAAUUUUACAAAGAUCCCUUUUUCCAAACUCAGCUCCCCACCCACAACCACUCCCCACAGGGAUGGUUUUUGACUCUUCCAAAUAUUUGUUCAUCUAGACUCAACAAAAGAUUUAAGCUGCUGGGCACAUUCACAAAACCAUUCUGGAUUCAUUUUUUAUUCAACAACAUAAUCAUUGACGAGUUAUAAGGAAGAAAAAACGAGCUGAACAAGUCAAAUUAGUACUAAUCCAGAAACUUUCGUCUUAACACAUGCAACGACUAUUUGGGUUUGAGAAGGUAAUAAUUUUCUUUCGCUUACAAACAGUAAUUCUGAAACUUUCAAAUGAUGGGCAGGUUAGGUGUUGAUCUUACUUCCACUUUCACCAGCGUUUUGGUUGAAGUUGAAGAACCCAAAAUAUUAUGGACAAAAUGUCUUCAUUUCUAUACAUAAAAAUACCUUUGAACUCAUCAUCCUCGUUCAUUCUUCUUUGUGCUACCCCAAAACUAAAAAACCAUGAUUCAUUUCCUCCCUCAAACACCGUCCUUGCCUUCAAUUUUACUACUGAUUUCAAUCUCUGGACUAAUAGUCCCUUGUUGUAGCCAACGCUAUUUAAACUGCUCAGGAACCAACACGGCUCGCCCAAAUCUGAAUUCUGACAUCAACUUCCUACUGAAUUCCUUGACCUCUCGAGCUUCCUCUCACACUUUUUACACUGAGACCUAUAAUGGAAUCCAUGGCCUCUUUCUCUGCCGAGGGGAUCUUCCUAAUGAGGCCUGUCAUACCUGCAUCGAAGGAGCAAGUCAACAAAUCAAAGUCACCUGCUCAUCACAAACAAAUGGUACCAUAGGCUUUGAUGAAUGUAUGUUGAGAUACUCAGUUGUGAACUUCUUUGGGAUCCUGGAGACAGUUCCAAGAAUACUGUUAUAUAAUAGUCUGAACCAAUCUACUAUUGAAGACCGUGAUUUCAUUGAUCUUGCAUUGGUGUCUAAUUUAGUACAAGAUGCUACAAAUUCAAAUAUGAUGUUCAAGGAAGGUGAGGUAAAUGUGGGUGGUGUGGAUCAGAGAUUUGGACUAGCACAGUGUACAAGAGAUAUCAUCAAGCGUGAUUGUGAGGUCUGUUUGACAAAUUUGGUGACUUUUGCAAAGGGAUGUUGCUUAAGGCAAAGAGGGUGGCGAGUUUUAGCUCCCAAUUGUAAUUUAAGGGUUGAGGCCUUUCAGUUUUAUGGGAUACCAGGACCUCCACCCUUGUCUCUUGAUGAAGAAGGUAAGGUGAUGACAUUGAUUUUGUUUUCUUGACCCUCAUCAAUUUUCAAAGGUUUUGGUCUAAUUAUAAAAGGGAAUGCACAGGAGGCAACAGAACAAGGAUCAUUGUCAUCAGCAUAUCAACAGUUGCAGCAGCGGCAGUUCUGCUAGGAAUGAUUUAUGCCUCAUUUUUAUGGAGAAACAAAAGGGGUAAGAAGACUAAACCCUUUGCAUAAACAAUGUACUUGUAGUAGGAUUUUGAUUAAUAUCACAUAACAAGAAACAUGGCUUUUCAUUCAGAGAGGGAUAGAAGUGAAGAGCUUCCUUUGCGAAAUCGAGUUGAUCAACAACUGGUUUACUCAUUGAGACAACAGUUGGAUGCAUCAAAUCAAGACAGUGAUGGAGAUAUGCCUUUCUUCAGUUUUAGUUCUCUAAAGACUGCUACAGAUGACUUCUCAGAUGCUAAUAAACUUGGAGAAGGCGGGUUUGGUCCAGUUUACAAGGUUAAUUGUGAGAUCUUACCUCGGUUGAAUAGGAGAAUGAAGCAUUCUUUAUAAGGGUGUGGAAACAUUUGCCUA
Molecule: messenger RNA, 2215 nt
Organism: Cucurbita pepo subsp. pepo (vegetable marrow)
Lineage: Eukaryota; Viridiplantae; Streptophyta; Magnoliopsida; Cucurbitales; Cucurbitaceae
Source: RefSeq, a predicted model, not a curated record